This is a messenger RNA of Scylla paramamosain (green mud crab), 3894 nucleotides long. RefSeq lists its product as uncharacterized. The record is from RefSeq and is a predicted model, not a curated record. The coding region runs from base 248 to 1699 and encodes 483 amino acids. The transcript has 3 exons. NCBI's taxonomy places the organism in Eukaryota, Metazoa, Arthropoda, Malacostraca, Decapoda, Portunidae.
GUUGCUAGGCGGUAGUGUGUUGUGAGCAGGCGUAGGAGUGGUGGGUGAGUGUGGCUGUGGUCGCGGACAACUGAAGCGGACCAAAAUACGUCAGUGUUCUACCAGCCAAGGCAUCUUUCAAGAACCCCAGCUGAAAAAGUCACCUCGUUACAGACACAAGGAAAGGACAGAAGGAAGGAAGCAAGGAAAGGAAGGAAGGAAGCCAGCAGGGAAGGAAGGAAGGCAAGAGGAAGGACAUGAGAGUAAGAUGAGUGGUACAGGACUGACAGCAGGAUCGAGCGGCGGGUCAGGAGGGUCGGGGCACCGCUUCCAUUACCCCGGUAUCUGUCACGGGUGUAACUUUCCAAACCUGUGUGCUGCACCUCUGUACCGCUGCAGUCAGUGCCAUCUGGUCAUGUACUGCCACCGUGGAUGUCAGGCGAGGGACUGGCCUAAUCAUAAGCUGUUCUGUGAGCUGUACAAGGUGCCAGGCGGCGGUGGGGCACUGCAGAUGGCACUGGUGGCGGCGGCGGGUGCCAGCGACGAGGAGCGACUGCAGCGGCAGCGAGAGUUCCUGGCUGGUCUGCGCGUGACGGCCAGCCUGGCACUGGGGCGGCGCCUGCACCGCCACGAGGAGGAGGCGCUGCUCUUCCCGCGGCUGUGCGAGGUGUGUGGCAUGACGGGGCCGCUGGGGGCAGGGUCCGGCUGCUGCCCGGACUGUUGUGGCGUGUACUACUGCUGCCACGACCACCUUCGGGAGGACCGGGAGCAGCACCGGCAGUGGUGUGAGCUGUACAAGCUGUGCUCCUGCUGCAACCAGCAGGCCAAGAACAGGGAGGCCAUCACACUGCCCACCGCCCUGGACCAGGAGUACCGCCCCCUGGCCCCCACCAUGGAGAAGCACAUCCUCUCCCUGGCCAGCAGGCUGCGGCCCGUGGCUGUCGCUGGGGCCUCAGAGAGCCUCACCUUCCCCCUCACAGCCCUCUACGUGCUGCAGCAGGUGUGGCCAGGCCUGGCCACGGCACCCGUCCUUACCCUGCAUGUGGUGGGGGCGGAGGAUGGCCGGGAGCCCCGUGUGGCCGCCCCCUGGGAGUACUUGAUGCAUCGCCUGCCAGUCCUGGCCCGCCUGCAUGUGUUGCUGGUGGGGCCAGGGCUGGGCGGCCCACAGGGGUGCCACAGGGCCGCUCUGUGCCAGCAGUGCAGGGACAAGGACCGGCAGCUGGUGGUGGAGUGCCGUCGUGCCCUGUACCACAACCUGCCCCAGGCCACUGCGGCAGCCACCCCCCCCACCCUGCGCUUGGCCUUCAACUGUGGCUUCCACGAGUGGGAGGGGGACGAGGGGGACACCUGGCCAGACUCCUUUACCCUCAUGGCCGACGACGCUGCGCCCCUUGCCUUCACCUCCUUCAACCACUCAGAGGCACAGAGGGACCUGGCUGCCCUCAGGAGGGCCAAGCCAGAGGUGCAGGUGUCCCUGGCGCUCCCCAACCCCUACCGCAGCACCCGCCCGCUGCGGGACUGGACACGGGAGGAUGGCGCCCACAUGUACUACACCAACCAGUACCUCACUGUGCUGCAGGCCGGCCAGGCAGGGCAGCGGGCGGCACAGGACACGGGGGAGGAAGGAGAGCAGGAGGAGGCAAGAGAGGAAGGGAAGCAGGGUGAGGCAAGAGAAGGAGGACAGAUGGGAGAGCAGCACACCCUGCCAGACACCACCUAGCACCACUCGUCCUGGUCCCUGCCUGCCACACACCCACAGUACAAACCUGUGUUCACUUCCCACACUCCACCAGUACAAACCCCAGCCUGGCAGGUGUGGCUCAACUCUCCACACCUGCACAACACAGAUGCCCUUCAAAAUACACACACUCUUCAUCAUCAUCAUCAUCAUCAUCAUCAUCAUCAUCAUCAAGUCACUCACCAUCACACACAAACCAGAAUCUCCUUGGGGCAGCACACCUCAGCAUUCCACAUCCAGCAUCUUUCUACCUCUGCCACACUGCCACAUCUCCACCAGUGUUCGUGUUCUCAGCUUCACCAUGUCUUCUGUGUUUCUUCGGUGUUGUGUCUCAUAAUUUGCUAACAGUUUUAACUCCUGUGACAGCCUCUAGCCCCCAACAGCUCAGAUUUCCAAGAGAUCAUAGCACAAGGCCAAUAUUCUGUAAUGCUCUGCUCUCAUUAUGACUGUUUUCCAAGGCCACAGAGAUUAGCCAGGUUCUCAAGAGUGUUUCACCUGUUAAUAAUGUAGAAAUGUUAAUCUGUCACUAGAACUGUAAAAACACCUUGAAAACAUGUGUCACUUCAACUAGACCCUUUGGAAAGUAGUGGAGGUGCAGUGCUGAAGUGUUGCAGACUAUGGCCCUAAAGACUGUGACAGGAGACAAGCACAGUAGUACAUAAGAACAUAAGAAAUAAGGGAAGCUGCAUGAAGCGACCGGGCUUACACGUGGCAGUCCCUGUAUGAAAUAUACCUACCUAUUUCCACCUAUCAUCCCCAUCCAUAAACCCGUCUGAGUAGUAGGGAAUGAUAGCAGUGUUCAGGACUUACGAACUUCACUGUACAAAACCAUUUCAUUCCAUAGCAGUUUGUUUACAUGUACCAGCGUGCCUUAGGGACACGUCAGCUGCCUCAACACAGUACAAGGAGAAGUACAAAGGAAGAAAUUGGUGUUUGAAAAUUAAUGAAUGAGCGAAUGAAUGUAGCAACGAAGGGAGGUACAAAGAGAAGAGAGGCGAUGAUUUUGUCGUCUCGAUGUACAAAGAAAGACGACUUGGUGUUUAUAAAUUGUGAAGAUGAGGGUGGGAGAGGAGAAUGCUUGACUGACUUUUAAGAAUAGACACUUUGAUAGUACAAAGAACAAUGAAAAAAAUAAAGAAAAAAAUGUUUCACUCUGCAUAACAUUUUUGAGAGAGAGAGAGAGAGAGAGAGGUAAGGAAAGACACAGUUAAUUUAAUGCUUUAGUUGUCAGUUUAAUUAGCGCACAAGGAAGGAAAAGCAGAGUUUGUAAGAUUAGAUAAGUUGAUUCAAGUAAUUAUUUGGCUUGUCUUCCAGUUUACACAAUUGAUCAUUCUUUUAAUUUACUAUUGUCAUUAGGAUUACUUUUUUGUUAUGUUUAGGGAGCAGCAAGAGUCUGGAGGAUGAGAUAAACAACAAGGGAUUCAAAGAUUUACCUUGUCUUGUAAUGUUACAGUUCAAGCCAGUCUGUAUUUUGUCAUUUUCAAUUUGCUUUAAUAAUCUUCCUUCAACACCUGCCUUCUCCCUCCCCUGAGACACCCCACCCCUCUCUCUUCAUAGCUCCCUUUCCUCUACACUUACAAGAGCUGUGUGACCACUGGUGUCCGGCUCACUCACCUCUCAACGGAAACUGUGCACAAUUGCCGGAAAAACUGGAGUGUCAAUGAAAAGAUUAAUUGUCGACAGUAUGAAGAGAGGAAAAAGUGAAAAGAAAAAAAGAAGGUGAGAGAAUUAAUUGUCAAAAGUAUAAAGAGAGGGAAAAGAAGAAAUGAGAAAAAAAAAAUUAAAAGCACAAAAAGGGAAAUGUGUAAAUUGAUGGAAAAAAAGUUAAUGAAAAUAUUAACAGAAAAGAGAAGCCAAGAUAAAUGAAAAUAAAAAAAUUACAUAAUGAAAAUAUUGACAGAAAGAAAAGGCAAGAUAAACAGAUGAAAAAAAAGAUAAUGAAAAUAUUGCCAGAAAAGAAAGGGUAAGAUAAACAUGAAAAAGAAAAAAAAAUUAAAGUGGUGCCAGAAAAGAAGAAAAAAGAGAUAAACAAAUGAAGAAAAAAUAAGAAGUGGAAUGAUUAAUUGCCAAGAAUAUAGAGAGAAAGCAAGUGAUAAUAAUAAAUAAUGUGUAAGAAAUAUAAAUUAAUGCAUGAAAAAAAAAAAUGAGAGAGAGAGAGAGAGAGAGUGGGUGACUAA